AUGGUAGUGUCCUAUCCCUUUCUGCAAUUCGUGUCAGACACUGCUGCAUUUGAUUAUCAACUGUCUACUUAUGUAAAAACAACUUAUGUGAAAGACAAAUAUCAAAGCUUGCUAGGUUGCGGCAACAUCAACUUCACAGACCCCAGCAACCUUUACGCCCGAUACACCACCACUAUAUUGUGCAAUACUCUUGUUCAAAAGUCCAUCGGUGCCUGCUCACUCACCGGCAAUGCCACCCGGCCGUUGUGUGCCGAUACUUGUGCCGAAUUUGCUCAGAGCGAAGCUUACAUCACCGCGGACAAGGACUUGUGCUCAAAUCCGGGCCCCGAUCUAAGUAAACUGAUUCGAGCCGACUUUGCCACCUGCUCUCUCCCCGAAGACGCGCUCACCGCCAACUGUAUCGCCGGGUACACCAACGAGCCCGGAAACUGCGGUUUCGGCAACAGCACCAUCGGUCUCUGCUCUUACUGCGCCGCUGGGGGAAUCAAUUCAACCGAUACCUGCUGCUACAGUGCAAAUGUAGAUAAGCGCUGCGAUGGCGUCAAGCUCCCCAGCGUGACCGCAACCAUGACCUUCACCGCUCCGACUGCGACCUCGACCUCGACCUCGAUCCCAACCUCAACCUCAACCUCUCCGGUGACGACAACUCCUCCCAAUCCCCAGGCCGAUCGUGGUGUUGGAAAGCAGCUCAGCGGUGGUGCUGUUGCGGGGAUUGUUGUUGGCUGCAUCGCCGCAAUUGCGCUUCUUGCUCUCCUUUUGUUCUUUUGCGGACGCAAAAUCAGCAGCCGUCGUGGAAGUCAGCAAGGUAGCAUCUUUAACCAACCGUCACCUGCUCGGAGAGGCCCCUCGAUGAUACAAAGCAAACAGAUGGCUCCAGAAGGGUAUGAAGUUCUACCUGGAGGUCGUGUAGCGAGAAUGGCGGCAUUGGAGGGCCAUUCCGGUGGCUCGCCUCCCCAACCGAGCAGGAGCAAUGGAGCAACGGCCUUCGCGGGCGGCCGCAGCAAAGGAACCGAUACUCAGUCUUCCUCCGAUGAGUACAUUGACAGCCCCGAGCGUGGAGCCGUCUUGCAUCGCCCACCAACCUCUAGAAGACACGGUUCGUUGUCAAGCGGUUCCAUGCUCGCAAGCGACGCACCGCAAUCUCCCUUCAGCGGCGGCCAGUCUUCCCCGCUGGGAAUGGCCAGCCAGCAAUCAGAGCAACUGCCUUUUUUCAAAGACUAUUAUUCCCAAGACGACAUCCACCCGUCGGAUAAAGUAGCUGUUCUCUGGGGAUACCAGCCUCGCGCUGCGGACGAGUUUGCUCUCGAACGGGGCGACAUGAUCAAGGUUGUCGGAAUCUGGGACGAUGGCUGGGCCACGGGCGUCAUGCUGGAUGAGCGAGCAGAGGAAUGGGAAGUGCGACGGCGAGCUCAAAGAGACAGCGGCGUUUCAAACACUUCUGGCAUUCGCCAAGAAUCUCCAGAGGCACAAGGAGAGAUGAAGGCUUUCCCUCUAGUCUGCGUUUGCCUGCCGGAGCACUGGAGGAAAACCAUAGAGGGUGAAGGUUCAACGGAGUCGACCUCUAGCCCUGGACCUAUUGGCCGUUCUAACGGUUCAUGA
Messenger RNA from Ustilaginoidea virens, 1599 nucleotides. RefSeq lists its product as uncharacterized. Gene Ontology annotation, molecular function: protein binding. The record is from RefSeq and is a predicted model, not a curated record. Bases 1 to 1599 code for a protein of 532 amino acids. The transcript has 3 exons. Lineage: Eukaryota; Fungi; Ascomycota; Sordariomycetes; Hypocreales; Clavicipitaceae.